Pararge aegeria (speckled wood butterfly) is the source of this 2463-nucleotide messenger RNA. Its product is annotated as protein FAM8A1. The record is from RefSeq and is a predicted model, not a curated record. The transcript is spliced from 4 exons. Bases 152 to 1045 code for a protein of 297 amino acids. Lineage: Eukaryota; Metazoa; Arthropoda; Insecta; Lepidoptera; Nymphalidae.
UUGGUGUGUAUAUUGUAUUGUAUUGUGCUCUGUGUUUGAAAUUUGCAAAUAGGCAAAUUAUUUUUCAAUAAAAUAACAAAACUGACGUGUACCUACAGUUAAAACCGUAUAUAAAUUUGUUGUUUCAACUUAUUAAUGUAGUUUAAUCACAAUGUCGGAAACCGAGAGACUCGCGGAAAAUGUCGGACCGCCAAGAGAAUUAUCUGAGCGAGAGAUAUACUUCAAGGCCCUGCGAUUAUGGCUGCAACAAGCGCAAAUGUACCAGAAUCUAUCGACAUGUUUCCCUUACUACAUGAUGUCACUGCAAGGGCUGCAGAGCAACACCACAAACGUACCUUUGCUGAAUAACAACUAUCAGUUUCAAGGACAGCAGCUGGCUUUCCAAGCGCCAGAUCCUCCGAGACCGCCGGCAGAUAACCAGGCGGGGCAGCAAGAACUACAGACCCCAGCAGAAACUAUAGCCAGGCAUGGAGGGUAUGAGUAUUUGAUACCGCCGUUAUAUAAAAGAGUGAUGGCCGAGCUAAUUGAUUUCAUCCUUCUGUUUAUAAUUAAGCUCCUCGUAACAUUUAUGGCUGUGGAUAUGUUUGAGGUUAUUAACCUCGAGAAGUUUGAUUUAUACAAGUUCACCGAGCAUUAUGAUGAUUACAAGUUUGCAUUGGAACUGACAUCUGAAAUACUUGUAGUAGAAAUGAUCUAUAGAAUUGGAGUUUGCUUAUAUGAGGCAUUUUGUCUGAGCAGCACCGCGGGACGGUCUGGUGGUGCGACUCCUGGCAAAGCGAUAAUGGGCCUCCGUGUACUCACCGCCUCAGCCGUCAUACCAGUGGAAGGCAGACCCAUCGACACAGUUCUAAUAUACCCCGGCACACAAUUAAGUUUCCAAAUAGCAUUAUUGCGCUCCUUGAUGAAGAAUGUCCUGAUAACGCUGCUGUUUCCUCUCUGCGUUGUUUUGUUCAUGUUCCGCCACAACCGCACGGGCUACGACCUGCUGUGCGGUGUUAUAGUUGUCGAGGAGAACAUUUUCCCUCAGAGAAGACACGCUCCGUAAUCGUUGUCGUAUUAUUUAUUUAGACACCCAAUGAGCCAGUUCUGAUAUACCCCAGAAAACAAUUUAGCUUCCCAGUAGCAAUACUACUCUUCGUGAUGAAUUAUAUCCUCAUAUCGCUGCUGUUUCCUCUCUGCGUUGUUCAUGUUCCGCCACGACCAGCAUUGGACAACAUCCCUCCGUCGUUGAUAUAUUUAUUAUUUAUUUACAUAGCCAAUACGACGGUUCCUUUAGACCUCGGCAAACAGCUUCCGAUGAAGAAUAUCCUCAUAGCGCUGUUGGUUAAUUCUGUUUUCCUGUUUCUAUCACCAUUACAGUGUGGUAGAAAUUGGGGAAUGAGGCAAAGAGCGUCUGGAAUUUACGCUUGAUGAGUUAUGCCCGUGAUUAACCUUUUUUAAGUAAUUAUCAAGAGCCCAUAACAGUUUUCUGCUGGAUUAAAGGCUUCCUUAACGCGAGGGUUUACCCAUGAACACCGCGCUGUGCAGACGGGUUGGGGAUCGGGUAGAUUGUAGUAGAAGCAUAGAGGAUACUACUGCCCAUUCUCCGUUAUAUUGUCUUAGUCGCCUCGUACGACAUCAGCGAGACGAAAGAUGGGUGGUGACCCAUGGGUAGUUAAAAAUUCAUAACAAUUAAUUAUACCAUAGUAAGGUAUGUUAGUAAGUAAUGGAUAUUUCUUAAAUUGUUUAAUAAAUAAUUUUCUCGUUACCAAGUCUUCCGGUAACAGUCUCGCUCUAAUAAAAGGAAAGGCGUCUUGUUUUUAUAUUUUCUUUAUUUUUUUGUGGUGUACAACAGAAGAAGCCGGCAAGAAACUCAGCAGUGGCUCUUUUCCAACAUCAACAAUUUACAUUUUGCAUUUUAACAUUCAUUUUUCUAUCUUGUGAGAGAUAAAAGCGGAGCUGGAUGCGUCCAAGCAACUUUGUCAUCAUGUCAAUCGACUUUAUUUUUUAAAUCCUUAGUUCUUCCACACUUCUACUCGUUUCGUUUGCAAAACUAAAAUGACUUUACCGGAAUAAUAAAUGAAUUGGCGGUUCAUUUGAAUUUGAUACGAAAUUUUUUUGAAAAUAUUACAGUGAAUAGUUAAAGAACUAAUUUAAUUAACUGCAGCUGUCAUAUAAGCUGUUUAGCUUUAGGUAACCAAAGAUAUUGCAUUCAUUGAUGUCGGUUAUUGAAAAUCUAGAUGUUAACAUUAAAAUUAUUAUGUAACUAUGUAAGAGACAAUGUACCUAUUAAAAAUAACUUGUACAAAUGAAUGAAAAUAAAAAAAAAUAUAUUAAGUAGGAUUAAAUAUAAGAUUAGAAAAACCAGUGCUUAGUACCAUGUUCAUAUUCAUGAUUAAGAUAUAAAAAUAUAUGUAAAAUUCAAUACAGGUGACUAACGCGUUCGACAAAAUUCUAGAAAUAAAUAUGAAAUUCGUCGACAUA